AGGGAGGGGGCGCACCGUGCGGGGGGAUGGGAUGGGGGGGAGGGGCUCGUAAUGUUGUAAAAAAUAAUAUUUCUAUUAAAUAGGCUUUACUUUGCAUUUUAAUUAACGUGGGAUUAUUUUUUGUAUUUAGAAAUAAUAGUACCAACUUUUUUUUUUUUUUUUCCCUCCAACAUUUGUGGCACUGGCGUGGCGCCCCCUGAUGGAUGGCGCCCUUAGCAUUUGCCUAUACAGCCUAUGCCACGGGCCGGCCCUGGGUACAGGCGUACGUGUUUCUCCUCAUUGAGCCAUAUUUAGUUCUGUCUCUGUUUAAUUCCUUGCUCCUUGUCUUGUUUAAUAGAUGCCAUCAGUGUUUGAACCUGACAAAUGUGUUGCUGCCAUUAAAUUCCAAGUUAAUGAUUGUUUGCCAGAAAAAAAUGUAGUUUCUCAGUUCGAACAUAAAGUAUCUUGUCGUUGCGGUCUAUUCAAUUGAAUAUAAGUCGAAAAGGUUUUGCAAAUCAUUGUAUUCAGUUUUUAUUUACCAUUUACACAACGUGCCAACAAGGGUUUGUACAUUACCCUUAAGCCCACAGUUUUAUUUGCAAUCUCUCACCACUUAGCUCCAGAAGAAGCAGAGUUUUUUCCCUCUUAUUCGCCCCCCUCAACACACGCACACUGUAGUUUUCCCACAAAGACAGAGGGAGGGCCACACAGGUCAGAGGCCACAGUAGCUGCUUCUUAUUUCUAUCAAAACAAAGCAGAGUGAAGACGACAGCAUGCUUCAUCCUCGGGCUGCCUCCGAUGCUCUCCAAGCACACGCGACACAAAGAGCAAGGGAACCAGUCGUUGCAAACCUCAAGGAGUAUUAUGGCUGAUGAGGUACGGGAAGAAUUUCCCCGCGCGGCAUGCAUCCCGCUGAUCACGUUUCAGCUCGUGUCAAUCAUGCUGACAAGCCUGUAAGAGGGAAACCGAUCGGACAGGCCCACCCAAAUGGGUUUAAUCCUUAAUUCUGCGGUCCUCCGAGAGCCGUUAAAAACGUAUUUUAAACAUUUUAGGGCUUUAUUUAUCGCCGUUCAUCUGGCAGGAAGUGCAAACUGUGUGCAUGCCAUCUGUUUCAGUCUCAGCUCAGCCAGCCCUGCUCACUCCCCCAAAGAGGAGUAUGCUGUUACCCGGUCCAGCGACACCCCUGAAGAGGAAACCAUCCGUGAUCAGCCGGAGGACCGGAGGGCUGCCGGCGUCGACAGACCCGAGCUGACGGACAAGAGACAUGUCGCAGAGGAGGUGUCGCUCUGUGGGUUGUGCCCUUCUCUCGGGCGUGAUGGGCAAGUGGAAGGGAAGUCCUGGAUGGAGCAGCUGGACGCCCACCAGGAGCAGCUGGAGAAGGAGAUGCAGGAGGCCAGACGGAUGGUGUUUCGCCUCCAGGCGUUGCUCCUCAAUGGCUCCCUCCCAGAGGAGGACCAAGAUGGAUCAGUGAGCUUCGGUGACCACCGGGCUAACGCCGAGCAGCAGCUGGUUGUAGUCCGCAGCCGCCUUGACCAAAGCACAGAGGAAGCCCUUGAUCUCAAGCGGGAGCUUCUGAGACACAAACAAGAAGCACGCCAAAUUCAGGCCAUAAAGGAUGCUCUGCAGCAGCGGCUGUCUGUGCAGGAGGAUGCGGUGCUGCAACUAAAACAGGAGCUGCUGAGGAGCAACAUGGCCAGAGAUCAGUUGGAAGGCGAAAACGUAGUGCUCAACGACAAGCUGAGCGAGCGCAACAAAUUACUAAGCGAAUACGAGCAGCAAGUCGGGAGGAAGGACAGACUGAUGCAGCAGCAAAAGCUUGAUGAGGCUCAGCACAAAGCAAAGUCAUUCCGAAGUGAGGGGGGUGGUUACAGUCGCUCUCCUCCUGCAUUCCAGCACAGUGCACCCGGAGAGGAGCUCCAGCUGGUGAGGGAGGCCCUGCGUAGUUUGAGGGACAGCUUUUCAGGCCACGACCCCCAGCAUCACACCCUGGACACCCUGGAGCAGGGUGUGUCCAGUCUAAUGGACCGCCUGCUCUCUGCGGACACCCAGCGGCGACAGAACAGAGGGGAGGAGUUUAAAUCACCGGGUCGCAGAGCCAACUCUACAGAUCGUGACUCAUGGCCGCCAAGUUUUAAAAUGGCCCACUCUCACAGCAGCCCUGGGUUGGAUGCCUCCGUGUCCACCAAAGUGCUCUACUUCACCGAUCGCUCGCUCACACCCUUUCUGAUCAACAUCCCCAAGAGGUUGGGUGACGUGACGCUGCGAGACUUCAAGGCGGCCGUGGACAGACAAGGCAGCUUCAGAUACCACUUCAAAGCUCUCGACCCGGAGUUUGGCACCGUCAAAGAGGAGGUGUUCCAGGACGGAGCAGUGGUGCCCGGCUGGGAGGGGAAGAUUGUAGCUUGGGUAGAGGAGGACCACGGAGAGAGGAAGUAGAAGCCCCCUCCUCCCCCCCAAAAAUAAACCCUCAAUUGUGUCUAUGAGAUCAGAACUUGAAUGGAAAUACUCGGGACCAAUGGACUGGAAUAAACGGUUUGAAUGUUUCAUGUCGAGGAAUGCUGGUUAAGACACUGUUUACACCUCAUGAAGGCAAAAGCCAGUUAAUGAGCUGAAAGAGUUCCACGAUGAAUAAUAGAGUUGAGAUAAUGGACGGAUGUUCACUGCCAUUUUCCACAAGUUCCUGAUUGCCAAAUAGUGAUGUUUGCCUUUUAGUUUCAACCAAUAUUUAAAUAAACAUGAAUUGUUGCAUGGAU
Entelurus aequoreus (snake pipefish) is the source of this 2732-nucleotide messenger RNA. RefSeq names its product DIX domain containing 1a (gene dixdc1a). Gene Ontology annotation, cellular component: cytosol. The coding region runs from base 967 to 2415 and encodes 482 amino acids. The transcript is spliced from 14 exons. Gene Ontology annotation, biological process: canonical Wnt signaling pathway. Lineage: Eukaryota; Metazoa; Chordata; Actinopteri; Syngnathiformes; Syngnathidae. The record is from RefSeq and is a predicted model, not a curated record.